This is a messenger RNA of Lichtheimia ornata, 3393 nucleotides long. RefSeq lists its product as uncharacterized. Bases 1 to 3393 code for a protein of 1130 amino acids. The transcript has 8 exons. Gene Ontology annotation, biological process: protein deubiquitination. NCBI's taxonomy places the organism in Eukaryota, Fungi, Mucoromycota, Mucoromycetes, Mucorales, Lichtheimiaceae. Gene Ontology annotation, molecular function: cysteine-type deubiquitinase activity. The record is from RefSeq and is a predicted model, not a curated record.
AUGCCCCAAGACAACGACACAUUCCAGUUGCCAGUACUACCCGACCAACAUGAUCCACCCUUAAAGAUCAGUCGAACAGCCACAGAACAACAGCAGGAUCAGCUCAAUGACGUCGAUCGCGUGAAAAAUCUCCAACAGCAAACCGAUUACGUGCAAGGCGAUCGGUGGUACCUUGUCCCUACCGAUUGGAUCCUUCGGUGGCAAGAGCAGCAUAACGCAACUGACACUACAAACGAGGCACCUUCAUCAUCAUCCUUGGAUACUACGACGACGUUGGAUGGAGUGAUUGAUAUGCGACCUUUGCUUGACAACGAGGGCGAGCUUGUACCGAAUCUUCAAGUAUCAAAAGAUGUAGAGUUGUUGCCUUCUGCAGCAUGGGAGUUAUUAUCAAAAAAGUACACGUUUCAACCAACAGCCAUUACACGAUCAGUGGCAGAGAAUGGUGUGCAGCCACUCCUUUAUCCACAAUAUACCAUCCAUAUUCUUCAGCAUGAGUCGAACAAGCAGCAGCAGCAACCAUCAUCAUCGGCACUUGUCAGCAUCUCGCCCAAUUCCACUUUAGGUGAUCUUUUACGAGCCAUCAAAAACACGACGCAUUUGGAUCAUUUGAGCUUUUCCUUGUGGACGGUGGAUGAGCAAGCAAAGAUGACCGACAAUGAUGAUGAAAAGUCGAUUACUCGGCAAGCGCAAAUUGAUCUCAGCAAACCAAAGCAGACCAUUGCUGAAAUGGAUUCACACAACACACGUGUAUUUGCUAUUCAACUCGAAGAAGCACCCGGUGGUGUGGAAGAAGAAAUGGCAUCGACACCUAAUAACGACGACAAUGUUGAUCAUCAUCAUCCUCCUCCUCAGGUCAAUGAACAGCUUGAUUGGAUUGCAACCGAUAUGGAUAUUUCACAACCAUCAAAAACGGAUCAAAGUACAGAGACCACUGAUGCAAAUGCGACCAAAUCGGAUGACGAGGAAGCGACGUCAUUGUCCAAUUUAUACAAUCUCGAUGACACCAAUGUCACUAAAAAGACCGAGGAUGCCAUGGUUGACGAGGAAGAGGAAGAAAAGCAACCCCAAUAUGAGAAGGGCUAUUGUGGUCUCAGCAACAUGGGCAACACUUGCUAUAUGAAUUCAGCUAUUCAAUGUUUAAGCAAUACCCAAGAGCUGACUCGUUAUUUUCUUGAGGGCCGAUACAAUGGCGAGUUGAACCGUGACAACCCUCUUGGUAUGCAAGGUGAUCUUGCAGAGGCCUAUGGUGCGCUCAUCCGUGAAUUGUGGAGUGGUUAUCACUCACAUUUGACACCACGUAAAUUCAAGUACAUCAUAUCACGUUACAAUUCCACGUUUAUUGGAUUUCGACAACAUGAUUCACAAGAGCUACUUUCAUUUUUACUUGAUGGCUUGCAUGAAGAUCUCAACCGAAUCAAGCAAAAGCCAUACGUGGAGAUGCCCGAUUUUGAUGACAUGCCAGACACUGAUAUCGCUGUGCGUUGCUGGGAUUACCACAAAGCGAGAAACGACUCUGUGAUCGUCGACAUUUUCCAAGGUCAAUUCAAAAGCCGGUUAGAAUGCAAUGAGUGUGGCAAGAUAUCCAUCAUGUUUGAUCCAUUCAUGUAUCUAUCACUUCCCCUCCCUGUAUCAAAGCUGACACACUUGAAGAUCGUUUAUGUGCCGUACGACCCAUCCGAACGACAAAAAAAGAUGACCAUCACGUUUGAGAAUGCUGCCAGCAUUGAGGAUCUGAAAAAGCAGGUUGCCAAGCGAUGCAAUGUGGAUGAUCCAUCAAAACUUUUGGUGGUUGAGAUUUAUGACCAUGGCAUCUUCAAAAUGUUUCCACACUAUGAACCUAUAUCCAACAUUUUACCUCAAGAUUCGAUUUAUGUAUACGAGUUGCCAUGUACGAUGCCUACAUCAACACGACAUUCAGCAUCAUCCUCGAGGAAGAGCAAGCUACGAAAGCUUGAAGGUGGAUCAUCGCCUGUUGAACCAACCGAGUACCAGGACGAGGAUACAUGGGUCGUGUUACCAGUGUAUUGUUCUAUUGCUGCAGAAGGUCGUGAAUACCUUGAACAGUUUGGUGGACCAGUAAUAGUGGCUAUUCCCCCAGAGGAUGUACGUGAUGCGGAUGCAAUCUAUGGCCAUGUCGUGCGUCACAUUGAACGAUUUGCUGCUAUCAAGCUCUUGGAAGAGAUUAAGGAUGAUAAGAUGAUGGAUUUAUCACCUGCAGGUGGUUCAGCUAUGGAUGUGGAUGGUGAGGAAAUGGAACAGCCAAAAAUGAUUCAUACACCUGCAGCGGUGACAGCAGCUGGUGGUCGUCGUAUGGGCCCUAUGAAGAACUUGUUCGCCAUGAAAAUGUUCUCUGAUAUACAAGAUCCUGAAAGUCCUAUUCCAUUGACUGUUGCCACUUCAAUGUCCAGAGAUGCGGUGGAAGAUCUCGAAGAACGAGCAGGCCGUAAAGUUUCCACAACACAACCACAACAACAACCACUAGAAGCUCACUCGAAUGAUGAGGAGAUAGUAUCACAGCAACCCACAGAUGCUGUUGACACUACGAAUGAUCAAGCAAGCAACACCAGCAAUAGCAGUAGCAGCAACAAGAGCAGCCACACCACCACGACCACCAAUUUCGAUCGUCGCAUCAUUCCACAUCAACCACUCAUCAAACAAGGAGAAGCUAUGAUGGCUGUAUGGCAAAGACGUAAAGCCGAGCAAGUAUUCACUACAACAUUUGGUGGUUCUUCACCUCGUAUUAAUACCACUGGAUGGGAUGAUAUGGCUGAAGACAGUGGUGAUGAAGACCAUGAACAUCGUGGAGGAAGAGGAGCAGCAGCUGAACAACAUGACUUGAGCCUUGGAAAGUGUCUACAAGAGUUUAGCAAAGAGGAAGUUCUAGGCGACAAUGACUUGUGGUACUGCCCUCGAUGCAAGAAACAUCAACACGCAAGAAAGAAGAUUGACCUAUGGCAUAUGCCUGAUAUCUUGGUUAUCCACCUCAAGCGAUUCAGCAACACACGAGCAUUGCGUGAUAAAAUUGACGUCAUGGUCGAUUUUCCAGUGGAAGGCCUCGAUUUGACAGACAUGGUUGCUAGCAAAGCUGCUGAUCGUGAACGUCUCAAGAGCAUCAAUAAUACAGACCAUCUAGAAGAAGACUCACGAGUAAUUUACGACUUGUAUGCUGUGGAUAAUCAUUAUGGUGGCAUGGGUGGCGGUCAUUAUACCGCAUUUGCACAAAAUCCAGCAACAAAGGAAUGGCUAAAGUUUAAUGAUUCACAUGUCAGCCCUGUACAUGAUGUAGAAAACGUCAAGACAAACGCUGCUUAUCUUUUAUUCUAUAAGCGUAGAGGAAUAGCUCAACCAGAUGCACAUGUGCAAGUGUCAGAUGUAGCAGAAAAGAAUCAAUAG